AUGGACACUGAGACCCCAAAACAGGGUCUACUAUACAGGCAGAAAAUCAGCUCUCCUGACAUAGCUGAGCAGCAGUGCCUCAGGAGGCUCAGGUUGUCGCAACAGGUUAUUGCUGACAUCUGUGGCCUCCUUACUGUUGGAGCAGGUCAGGAUCGGAGUGAGGCUGGUCUGAUAAAACGGUUUAAAGGAGAUGGAUUCCGGUACAGGGCAAAACUAAUUGGUGUGGAUGAGGUUUCAGCUGCAAGAGGCGAUAAACUCUGCCAAGACUCAAUGAUGAAACUAAAGGGAAUUGCAGCUGCAGCACGCUCAAAAGGGGAACACAAGCAGAGAAUCUUUCUGACCAUUUCAUUCGGAGGCAUAAAGAUCUUUGAUGAAAAAACAGGAGCUAUGCAACAUCACCAUGCAGUUCAUGAGGUAUCAUACAUCGCUAAAGAUAUCACCGACCACCGAGCCUUUGGUUAUAUUUGUGGCAAAGAAGGCAAUCACCGAUUUGUGGCAAUAAAGACAUCCCAAGCAGCUGAACCUGUAAUUCUUGACCUGCGAGAUCUCUUUCAACUCAUCUAUGAACUGAAACUUCGAGAGGAGAAGGAGAAAAUGGCCCAAAAGGACAAACAAUGUGAACAAGCUGUCUAUCAGACAAUUUUGGAGGAAGAUGUGGAAGAUCCUGUAUAUCAGUACAUUGUGUUUGAGGCUGGACAUGAACCAAUCCGUGAAACAGAGGAAAGCAUUUACCAGGUGCCCACAAGUCAGCAGAAGGAAGGUGUUUAUGAUGUGCCAAAAAGCCAUUUUUUACAGACAAUUAACCAGUUAGACCUCUUUGGUGAUAUGUCUACUCCCCCUGACAUUACAUCCUUUGGGACCCCAGGAUCACCAGCCAAUACCCUUGGACCAGAUACAUUUGCCACUGGAGUUCUAAGUGCUCAACCACCAGGGAGACCUGACUUGUUUGGAUCCAUUCCUUUCAAUACUGCUGCUGUGCCCACAGGCUAUGUCACAAUGGGAGCAGUGCCACCCGCAGUCUGGGCACAACAAUCGGGUGCUCAAAAUAUCAUCAAUCCUUUGUUAGCUGGAGUCCAAUCAACAGCGUGGGGCCAGCCUACCUUAUUUGCAGUUCAACAGCAGUGGGCUCCCGUUGGAAGCCCAUUCCAGCCUACUGUCUUUAUGUCAGCACAAACUCCUAUGCCACUACAAACUGCCAUGUUCAAAGCAGCCUUAUCUGCUGGUCAACCAACAAUUGCCAGUCAUCAAGAAGAGAAGCCAAAACAGAAAAUGGGGAAGGAAAUGUUUAAAGAUUUCCAAAUGGUCAAACCCCCAGCAGUGCCAUCCAGAAGGAGUGAGCAAUCAUCUCUCUCGUGCACCUCAGAUGCCUUCACAAGCUACUUUAACAAAGUGGGAAUGGCACAGGAGAUGGAUGAUGCAGAUGACUUUGAUAUCUCUCAGUUAAAUCUUACCCCAGCAACCUCCAAUUCCACACCAUCAUCAACCAAUUCACCUCCUACUUCAUCUCCACAUCAGCACACACCUGAGGCAUCUCAUCAACACACACCCGCUGCGUCUCCUCAUCAACACACACCCGCUGCGUCUCCUCAUCAACACACACCUGCUACAUCUCCUCGUCAACACACACCUGCUGCAUCGCCUCGUCAACACACAUCUGUGGCAUCUCCUCAUCAGAACACACCUGCGACAUCUCCUCAUCAAAGCACAGCUGCUACAUCUCCCCUCCGGACCUCUCCCCCAACAUCCUGUCACCAGAGUAUUCCAUCAAAAUCACCAGCCUUGCGUCCUAAUGAAACUACACCUGAUGACCAAGUGGGAGAUGACCCGGACAACCUGAACAACAGCAGAGUGCAAGUGGCUCUUGAUAAUUCUGAGACGUCCUCAAAUAAUGAUGCAGUUGGUGACUGUCUUGGUGAUUCUUUCACCCCACAGAUGAAAAUAAAAACUCUGAAUGUUAUCAAUCUGAAAGAAAAGCAGAAAACGUUAGAAAUGCGCUGCAAGACAAUUGAUAUCAACUUUGACAGCAGCAAAGACACACUUGUGGAAUUAAAUGAUCAAUCAAACGUAGUAAAUAUUAAUAAAGUGGGAGGACACUGGAAAAGAUCGUUGGGGAAUCCAUCACAGCCAAUUGAUUGCAUUCUUUCUUCUUGGUCCUCAUGGAGCACUUGUGAUCCUUGCCAGAACAAACAUUACAGGUAUGCAAGACUUGAAGUACCAUCUCAGUUUGGUGGCGCAUCAUGCGACUCUUUUGACAGAGAAGAGGAACCCUGCCUAGCAGGUGCCUGCAGAACCAGGAGUUUGUGCGAGGGUUUCAUAUGUGCUGAAACAGGUAGAUGCAUUCCUCGCAGACUCUGUUGUAAUGAAGAUGAUGAUUGUGGAGAUCAGUCUGAUGAGAAAGGAUGCAGGAGAGUCAGUAACGCAUGUUCCAGAAAGACCGAACAGUAUUGGGCCGUGCAGCAUAUUGGAAGUGGAUAUAACAUUUUAACUGAGACUCUGGAAGGAACUGUUCUAGACAACAGAUAUUAUGGAGGAAGCUGUGCACCAUAUUAUAUAAAUAAUGUAAGAUUCAGAAAACCACACAAUUUAGAAUUCUACAGCCCUGAGACUGAAGGAAGGUUUGAACUCUCCUUGAGUGAACAUGAAUCAUUUUCAAAUUUUACACACAGCAGAUUUGAAUCUAAGAAUCAAAAAGUUGGCUUUAGUUUUGGAAUUAGCUAUCCAGAUGUUUUUGAAAUUGGAGUCAGUUACAAUGGUAAUAAUUUCAAGAAAAUGAUGCAAAAGCUCCUACAAAACUCUGCAUCAAAAAGAAGUUUGUUUCAUGCACAGUUCUCACUCCAAGUGGCUCGGUUUAAGAUAAAACCCAGGGAACUCAUGCUCCAUUAUGAGUUCUUUCAAAGAAUUAAGCAACUGCCAACUGUGUACGAUUAUGGAGAAUACAGGGAAGUCUUUAAGGACUAUGGAACUCAUUACAUGAGUGAGGGUGUACUUGGUGGAACCUAUGAAUAUAUUUGGGCAGUUGAUGUCAAAGAAAUGCAGAAAGAUGGUUACACAUUGAAUGAUGCUAAAGACUGUGUAAAGGGAGGCUUUAACAUAGGGGCCAACAUUAAAGGAGUCUAUGUUGCUGUUGAUGUCAAAGCUGGAGUUUGCGAUAGUCUUCUGAAUAUUAAAGGAGAGGGUAUUACCAAAUCAAAAUACACCAAAGACUUCAUAGUAUUUGUGCGAGGUGGAGCAAGUGAACAUGUGACAGCACUUGCUCACAAACAGCUUCCAACUGUAGAAUUGAUGCAGGAAUGGGGAGAUGCGGUUGAGUAUAAUCCAGAAAUCAUUAAAUUUAAGCCAGUACCUCUUUAUGAACUAGUCACUUCAAAUACAUUUCAGAAUGCCCAUAAGAUCAAAGGCAACAUGAGGCGAGCCCUAGAGGAGUACCUGAUUGAAUCCAGUUCUUGUCGAUGUGCUCCAUGUCAAAACAAUGGUGUUGUUGUUCUUAAAGGAACCCAAUGUGUCUGUAUAUGUCCUGUUGGUUUUCAUGGAACUGCCUGUGAGAAGUCAACCAGGGAGGAUGUUGCUGUUGAUGGGAAGUGGAGCUGUUGGUCAUCUUGGUCUGAAUGCAGAAGUAGACAAAGGACAAGGACGCGACAGUGCAAUAAUCCCCCACCUGAAAAUGGUGGCCAAACAUGCAAAGGAGAUAAUCAGCACAUAAUAUCAUGCUAA
This is a messenger RNA of Carcharodon carcharias (great white shark), 3711 nucleotides long. RefSeq names its product DAB adaptor protein 1a (gene dab1a). Bases 1 to 3711 code for a protein of 1236 amino acids. Lineage: Eukaryota; Metazoa; Chordata; Chondrichthyes; Lamniformes; Lamnidae. The transcript has 25 exons. Gene Ontology annotation, cellular component: membrane attack complex. Gene Ontology annotation, molecular function: protein binding. The record is from RefSeq and is a predicted model, not a curated record. Gene Ontology annotation, biological process: immune response.